AUGACGUCUCUCUCACGCUCCAAAGACGGCUACUAUGGUACUCUUUGCAAUCCACCCUUCAACGCUCUCUCCUAUACAUGGGGCAGAUUUGCUCUCGAAAAGGGGUUGGCUCUUGAUGUCUCGGGGAUCAGCUGGCAGAUCCCUCGCAUUGCCCCAAAUCAUUUUACAGUUACUGGGUUCCAGAACGUACUCAGGAAAGCUGCUGCUCCGAAUGGCCUUGUAUGGGUAGACAUUGCUUGUAUUGAUCAAGAGAAUCUGGACGUCAAGAUGGAUGAGAUUGGAAAACAGUGCGACAUCUUCCGCCUGGCUGGUCAAGUCUAUAUUUGGUUGACAUCACUUGAGUCUGAGUUCUGUAGGGAUUCAAUGGUAGCUCUCGAACACUUCGCUGACCACUUAGAGCGUAUGGAGCUAGCCGAAAACACCAGUGAGUACAAAGCCGUGGAUUUCCUUGAGCAGAUCCUGGGAGAUACCGCGAGUGUUAGAUGCAAACUUGGAUCAAUCUUCAGGGAUCCUUGGUUUUCUUCUUUGUGGACCUUACAAGAGGCCUGUCUUUGCGAGCACGCUAUCCUCCUUACUGAGUCUGGACAUACUGUCCCGAAGCCAUACCGUCUCGCGCACCGCUUGAAGACCCCUCCACUUCUAGAGCAUUUGAUUUCUGAUUGCCAGACCAUCAAGACGAGCUUGUUACCUUAUGCAGAGUAUAGCGAAGAAAUCAAGGACAUUCUUUUGAUUGUAGAUCGAUCAGGACUGAGCUUCAUAAAUCCCGGCAUGAAUGCGAGUGCUGGCUCUCUGUUGCUGUACUCUGCUGCACGCUAUCGGACGACUACAAAUCCACUUGAUCGCAUCUAUGGCAUCAUGCAGGCUUUCGAAUUCAGUUUAGGUACUUCGAAAGAGCCGGGAAAACAGUUUACCCUGCCAGAGCUUGAGGAUCAGCUUGGAGAAGCCCUAAACUCCCUGUCGCCUAUGACUGCACAGAUGCAUGUCCACACGACUCCACCAGUAUUAGGUUCGGCUUGGCGACCAUCAAAUUCUUCGUGGUUGCCCGAUGUAUAUUACAUGGCCCACUCUGUCAGAUCGAUGAGUACGAUUGCUCGAGAUGUUGGCAAGCGACCUGUGUACACAGGCAAGAUUUGCCCCCUUUCAAAGCUGCACAGCUUUUGGAAUGAAGCAACUGCGUACGGAGAACAACUUUUCGCUACUCUAGGCCCCAAGUGGCAACAUUAUCCCGUCAAUAUUCAUCUUGACGCGACGGCGCAAGGCCCCCAAGAGCCUCCACACAACGUGCGACAGGUGCAGAGUGUAAGGCAGCCGCCAAGCUCUUGUCCUUGUAAGAGUUGUACAGAACCACCGAGACGACAGAAUGAUGGUUUACUCCGGUUCCUGAACGCAAUGCCAAUGCCAGAAACGGAGUAUGAGGUUCUGUUGCUGGGGCUGUGCACCCUUACACGCUGGACCCGCCCCACAACCGAAGGGUUUAAGGGAAGCUCAAGCUACACAGUUGCAGCUCGCGCAGGCCUCUUGGUCGUGAAGGAGCCAUCAUUGGGCAAUACAGUGUGGCGUCGAGUCGGAAUCGCCUCUUGGGAGGCUGGGUAUGGGGAGUUAAAGGCGGUGCAUGAGGCGCUUUGGGAUCCAUGUCAAUGCUAUCUCUCAUAG
This is a messenger RNA of Letharia columbiana, 1653 nucleotides long. RefSeq lists its product as uncharacterized. The transcript has a single exon. Bases 1 to 1653 code for a protein of 550 amino acids. Lineage: Eukaryota; Fungi; Ascomycota; Lecanoromycetes; Lecanorales; Parmeliaceae. The record is from RefSeq and is a predicted model, not a curated record.